This is a messenger RNA of Patiria miniata (bat star), 3482 nucleotides long. RefSeq lists its product as uncharacterized. The transcript is spliced from 2 exons. Bases 321 to 2897 code for a protein of 858 amino acids. The record is from RefSeq and is a predicted model, not a curated record. NCBI's taxonomy places the organism in Eukaryota, Metazoa, Echinodermata, Asteroidea, Valvatida, Asterinidae.
UAUGGGACACCAGUGAAAUGCAAACAAACCGGAUGACACGAGAAACUUGUGUUAUUUCAAUCGAUUGGGUGUCGCCCGGGCCUUAAUACCCAGACACGUUUCAUGGAACGACCACUCGAAGCAAGGGAAACGGACCAACAAACAUCCAGAAUCGCACAUACUUGUUUUUGUACAUCGAACGUUCGGUGUAGGCCUACGUUUACAGCAGUGUAAAAUGUUGUGAGAACCUUAGUGUCAAGUGAAAACUUCACUUCCGAAUCAACUUUGGCUUCAACAGUUGACAGCGAAACUUUGAUAGCAAGCCAGUUUGUGGUUUAUCCAUGAUGACUGCAUCAUCCAGUAAUGAGGAAGACGUGAUGGAGGCAGAGUCUCCCAGUCGUGACCUGCCCCCUGACAGCAUCCAGGAGGCAAUUUCAAAGCAAUGGCUGGACAGUCUCGAAGAAACUAAACCCACACCUUUACCUAUGGAAACAUCGACACGAUUGGAGACGGGGAUUUUUCUCCAUCAGUUAACCAACAGCGUGAACCGAGCACUCCAUAAGCAGAACUGCACCUGCAACGGCAAGACGUACACAGCGGACGAGUUACGCUCGAUCAGCAACCCUGCAAUGUUUGCUCCUCCUUCCACCGUGCCGACAGGAAAACCCGACCAAGGUAUAUUAUCACUUCCCCCGAUCGAAGAUGCUGUCAAGAGCACAGCCAAAGACAUCCUAGCUGCUAAUAAUUCCCCUUUGAAGGUUUACCUUGAUCGAGAGAGUGGAAAGAAACUUGGACCGUUCGCGAAACGGGGAACGCCGGGAGCAAAACCGUUGGGUGGGGCGUUUGUCACGGAGAAGGAAAAAGAGGAGUUGAAACUUCCAAACAUCAUAGACGUCAUGGAUGUCAAUGGAAACAACUGGAAGAUUGUACAGGAUGUUUCCAAGCAACGUCAGUCCAGAGCUGCACGUUAUGAUACGAAGCUUUUCGACGGGCAGAGUGCUAACAUGCAGGACUGUCGCUCACCUCCCAAGACACCGUCAGUUAAUUCCAGGAUUGGAGCUGUGCGUGAAGGACAGCAAAGUCUUGGAGGAAGAGCAACUGAUGAUGCGAUAUAUGCUGUGACACGUUCCAAUUCACCCAGAGAUCUUGAUGUUUACAACGCUCAGGGUUCUGAGGCAGGUUUACACGAAACCGCUAUGUCAAGUCCAUCGCUGGAAGCGUUUACGCGUAGUGAAGAGAGGACUAAAGAAACAACGGAUCAUCUACCAGAACUCGCCCCAACUUGUACUUUGGUACAGAUAAACCAAUCACCGCGCCUUAAUGUUGACUCAGUUCAAACCUCUUAUGACGAGGCUGAGCGAAGGUCACUGCUGCUGCAACUUAACUCGGCGGUACGAACCGGUAAAAUCCCAUACUCCGAGUUCCUGAAACGAGUCUCAAGCCUCGCUCCAAGUUUUAGAAUGGAGAAUGGUCGAGAUAAACGUGCACGAACGUCGAGCAUGGAGCAAGCCAUUCCUGACAGAUCUAAGAGGCAGGAUACCAGACACACAAGUGACCAAUCAUCGGGGACUCAUGAGCCAAAUAGUGCCAACUGCGAAGCAACUAUGGCCAACACGCUCGCGAGCUCUAGCUACACCGGCAUUUACGCGAAAGAACCCCACGCAAUUUUCCCGCCAGAAUUGCAGAACUUGUACGCUAGAGGUGGACUAUUAAAAGUACGAACCCUUAAGAUUGAUGUAGGCGAUUCAUUACCAGACAAUUUUCUCACACAGGACCGAGAGGAACUCCGAGUCCUGUAUCCCAUGUAUGGCUCAAGAGUGGAUCAGGAAAGGGAUAACAUGAUUGCUAGAAUGAACUCACUUCAGUCAAAAGUAGGAAAAGCUCAUGGAAAUUCUCCGAGACAGAACAAGACCAGCCUGUCAAAUGAUAUGCGCACGCUUCUCUUUCCGUCCAAUGAUGUGCCCGCGUCAGCCAGCCCAGAUGAUUUCAAGUUAAAGUUCAAGGUACGAAAAGGCACAGACGGGCGGAACCGAGAGGGGAGAAUGUACUCUCUUCAGGGGAGGCAGUCGAUAUCUAGAGAAGGUGAAAUUCUAGACUUACCUCCGGAGAGUUACGUGAGACGCAUCAGUGGCACGGAGAGUAGAGAAAGUUUCUGUCCAUCGCGGAGUUUCCCCAGACAGCCUCCGACGACGCCAGCGGACGAUCGGUACCGUAUGAUACAAAGUCAGGACGGUGGAAUAGAGCCGAUCGCCAGGUCGAUUUCCAACGUGAUACCCGAAAACCAAGAUGCGGACAAGAAGCAAGAAAGUGAUAAAAACUAUCAAGAUAAUUCCGCGUCGAAAACUCUCCGUGUUAUACCAGAAGAUCCCUUGGACGCUGUCUCUCACGCGAACACUUACGGUACCGAGUUACACCCCAAAAGACUCCUUGAUACGUUCGGGGAAACUCUUGGCAAAGAGGAGACGAUGAAUAAAGAAUACGUACAUGUUGUGGUUCCAACGAACAGGAGGAUGAGCGGUAAAGGAAGACGUGUGUCUUGGCUACAGGGUGGGGACGGGGAUGACGCUACAGAGUUUACAAAAUCACGUGAAACAUUGCAGUCCAUACGAACCUACGAAAAACCGUCGACACCAGAUCGUCUGCAGAUGGCAUAUACCAUCAGUGACGUAUCAGAGCGAAACUCCGAGCGUGGCGAUGAACUCAGACCGGCCGUGAAAGUCUUACAGAUUGAUAAUAGUAGCAUAGGAACCUUUGAGUCGCUAGCAAGAAGGAGGCCACUUUAUGUGCCUCUUGAUGUACACGGACAGUCAGAUGAGAACACAUAUGCUGCUGGUGAGGGAAGAAAAUCUUGUCCCGUUACUGUUAGUACACAGAAAGUUGUGUUUGUCAGCCCAUUACAAGAUCAAAGAGAAAAGUGAAACCUAUUUCUACGAAUUAAUAAUGGCAGCUAUAUUUGGUCCGUUUCCAAGAUGCACAGAAAAUAGGAACGAUGUGUCGGUUUAAUACAUGUAGGCAAUUAUCAUGUUGCAGCCAUCUUGGCUUUUCCCAUUCGAAUCAACGUAACCAAAACGAGGCUGGAAGGAAAAUAGUCUGGUUCCUUUUCACGCAAAAUUCAUUAUCCUUCGUUAUGAUUCAGGGAACAUGACUGAAAUGGUGGCAGCACGAUAAAGGUCUAUAAAGAAGGAAUAACUGAAUGCACCCACGCACGUAUUAAAUCUAUACGCUAAAUACCGUUCGUAUGCCCCCCCCCCCCCAGUUCUACCGCCUCCAUAUUUAUUUCAUAAUGCAGUAAUCAUUUGACUUUUUGUUCUAAAGAAGCAAUACAAAAGUUAUUCAUUUUAAAAUGAGGAAUCUUGCGAAGAAAUCCGACCAAUGUUCGUUACUUACAAGUAGGCCUACAUUUAAUUUUGAAUUACGUGUUUUGGCGGCCGACAACAAUUCCCAAGACACAUCUACCCAUAAUACACAAACUUUAUUUGGUGGUGGGGGUGGAGGGGGGUUAU